CCCUAGCAAAAACCCUUUUCUAUGAUUAAUCAACUCACUUAUGUCACAUAUCACCUUUGUGGAUGAUCACUCGCAAAAAGAUUAUUGUUCGUAUAUUUAUCGGAUUACAUUAAUAAUAAAAAAUGGCGUCCGGCCAAAGUCGAGGAGAAAUCGAUUUGGAGAAAUCAUUGACAAAUACAGUUUUGAAUCUUGAGAAAAUAGACGAAAAUCUAUAUAGAUGUGAGUUGAUGACACACAAUAAACUCAAGACAACUUAAUACGACAUAACCAACUUGGACUUCAACUAGAAAUUGGGCAGCUCAAAGUUAAGAGACCAAUUCAUAAAAACUGCACAAGUUAUUGAUUUCUUUAUGAAUUUGUAAAGUUUUCAUGACAAAAUGGAGUACAUGGUAAAACAUGAGGCCUUUGAAAUGGGUCCCCAUCAGGAGGGUCGCCACAUUCCUCAGUCCAAUAGAGAAACUCUGAGUGUAUAUACUGAGUCAAACAUUCUCAGGCUGGAUGUUAACCUUGAACAUUUGAACUUCGAUGAUGAUAAUAAAUACAUUGAAUCAGUCAUAGAGGCCACUACAAACUUUAAAAUUAAUUUGGAGAUAAUUAGACAACCUCUGGUCAGCGAGAGACUCGAUGGUGAACAAAGGAAUGAAGAUUUGGCUAGAUACAAUCAGGAUAUGUAUGGAAACCAAGGUGACACAUUACCAUUUGAUAGUUCAACCAUGCAUGAUAAUGACAAUGUUGAAGAUGACAAUGUUGAGGAUGACAAUGUCGAAGAUGACAAUGAGGAUCUCUAUGUAAAUGAGAAGGAUGUGGUUGUUAAACAAGAGUUGAAGGACACAGUUGAAGAUAAUCACUUGGUAAACAACGAUCAUGUUGAAAAUGCUGAAUUCUUAACAAUUGAAUCAAAUCAAGGUGCUGAUGUCAAGGGAGUCAAAGUUGAAGGAUCGGCUGGUGAAAAUGCCCCAAGAGUGCAAGAUCAUGUUGGACAAUUUGGUGCUGCUUCUCAGCCUCUUCAGUGCAGAUACUGUAGUAAAAACUUUACUAAGGCUUUUCAUCUAAAAUAUCAUGAAAAAAGCCAUCAGAUUAAAUCAAUCAAAUAUAGCAUGUAUAAAAAAGAGUUUGUAAAGAAUUCCCGCUUCAGAUAUAUUUUGCCAAAACCAAAUCCAAGUUUCAGAUAUAUUUUACCGAAACCAAAUAUUGGUGACCCCGGUCAUGCCAAUUUAGUUCAGCCUAAAGAUUCUCUUGGGGAAGAGGCUGGUAGUUCAGGUGACAAGAAAUUAUAUCAUUGCAGAGUUUGCGAUAAAUCAUUUACUAUAAGAUCGAACAUGUUGAGGCAUUACCAUGGUCACAGCAGAAGUUCACGUAGGCCCAUUGGUGAAAGAAUAUUUAAAUGUAGUAUUUGCGAUAAAGGAUUUAGAUUAAAAGGCAACAUGCAGAGGCAUGAAUUGAUACACAGCAAAUCUGAAGAACCUGCAGAGAAGUGUUUCAAAUGUCAGCAAUGUGACAGAGCUUUUGCAAGUAAAAGGGGUCUUAUUUUCCAUGAAAAGAGACAUAAUGGAGAAGAUUUGAAAAUAUUUAAGUGUAAACAUUGUGACAAAGGUCUUUCUAGUUUAAUGUCACUAAACAAACAUGAACAAAUACAUCUUGGUGAAAACGCACACAAAUGCAGCAUGUGUGACAAAACAUUUGCAUUCUCAAAUCAAUUAAAAGAUCACAGAAUUGCAGAACAUGAUGAAAAAACAAUGAAAUGCAAAGUUUGUGAAAAAUUAUUUACAAAUUCAUUUAACCUUAGAAGGCAUGAGUUGGUCCAUACUGGUGAAAAGCAAUACCAGUGCAAAUAUUGUGACAAAUCCUGUACACAACUAUCUGGACUGAAACGUCAUGAAAUGACACACACAGGUGAGAAGCCAUACAAAUGUAGAUUUUGUGGAGAAUGCUUUUCUUAUUCAGAAGAUAUUAAAAAACAUACAAGAAGCAUCCAUGGUGAGAAUCCAUUCAAGUGUGACUACUGUGAGGAAUGUUUCUCUAUGGCGCGUGAUGUAAAACUUCACGAAAAAACACAUAAGGACUUAAAACCAUUCAAAUGUGAGUAUUGCGAGAAAGGUUUUCGCUUUAAGAGUGAUUUGGAAAAACAUGCACGUAAGCAUACAGGGGAACGACCAUUUCAGUGUCAAUAUUGCGAAAAGAGUUUCACUUGGCCAUCAGGUUUGAGCAAACAUGAGAAGGAACAUACUGGGGAGAAGUCACAAAGAGAAAAAACAUUCAAAUGUGAAUACUGUGACAAAUGUUUUUAUCGCAAUAAAGAGUUAGAAAGUCACAUGCGUGUCCAUACUGGCGAGAAACCAUUUCGAUGUCAAUAUUGUGGGAAAUGUUUCACUUGGUCUUCAAACUUGAUUCAGCAUGAAAAGAGACAUACUAGAGAAAAAACGCAUCAAUGUACAUAUUGCGAGCUAGGGUUCCCUACUGCAAAGGAAAAGAAUAAGCAUGAAAUCGCAACUCACACAGGUCCUCAAUCGUAUCAAUGUUCUAUUUGUGGAAUGUGCUGCGAAACAGAACAUGGUAUGCGUCAACAUGAAAGAACACAUACUAGAGAUUUUGAAUGUAAAUAUUGCUUAAAAUGUCUGUCAUCAGCAUCAGUGUUGAAAAAGCAUGAGAGGAAACAUACAGGAGAAAAGCCAUUUCAAUGUAUGUUUUGUGGGAAACGUUUAACAAGUGUCACCGCUUUGAGGUUUCAUGAGAGAACCCAUACUGGCGAAAAGC
This is a messenger RNA of Owenia fusiformis, 2754 nucleotides long. The record is from the annotation of a GenBank genome assembly. Lineage: Eukaryota; Metazoa; Annelida; Polychaeta; Sabellida; Oweniidae.